Messenger RNA from Alternaria triticimaculans, 2013 nucleotides. RefSeq lists its product as uncharacterized. Lineage: Eukaryota; Fungi; Ascomycota; Dothideomycetes; Pleosporales; Pleosporaceae. Bases 1 to 2013 code for a protein of 670 amino acids. The transcript has 5 exons. The record is from RefSeq and is a predicted model, not a curated record.
AUGUCCAACGCACCUCACCCUGCGCCAACAAGCGCAAGCAAUCCACCAAACUCCCAAGAGAGUCGCAAAAUGGCAAACAUCAAGUACGUAAAGAAAAGCUCUGGCGACGGACAGCAACCCCAAGCAGCGCCGGUAGUACGCGACUUCGCCAUGCGCCCUAGCAGAACCUCUCAGCGCGCAGCAGCUUCCGAACCUGAACCUGAGCCCACCCAUGUCCCUCAGAAGCCAGCGGCGUUCCCUUCGCUACCAGCCAACGCUCCACCACCGCCGUUUGACCCGAAAUUCUCGGGUCAUGGUAUGAGAGAGCUGAUGGCGGCUAUCGAGACCGGCGACAAGACGCGCAUGGAACACAUCAAAGACCACUUCAAGAUUGAAUACGAGGCGGGUAAAGAUCCCUGGUAUGUGGCCUUGAGGCGUCGCUGGGACCCUAAGAUGGUAGAUUCUAAGGUCACAUUCGAAUCUCUAUGGGUAUCACUACGCCAGACUAUCAUCGAGCAGAUAAAGGACGACUUCAUUCCCGGCACCUAUAUCAGUCGCUUCUACCCCGUAUGCUGCAUCCUGAGCCUCUCCAAGGCGAAGCUGGAUACGAUUAUGGCGGAGAACGCCGCAGUAUGGGAGACCGAGGCUGAGAUCCCACAAUACUUCAAAGACUACAGAAGGCGAUACCCUCAUGCUAUCAUCGACCCGGAAGAGCCUCCCCCGGUCGAAGUGGUGAAGGCGAUCAGAUUCUUGAGACAGCAAAGGCUUCCUGUUAGUUUGUUGGGCGAGUGGCAGGCACUGCCGGGACCUGAAACCCGCAAGCUGUUGAAACGUGCUGAAGGACAGGAGUCUCGACAAGCCGCAAGAAGACAAGAAGCAAUCAAAAAGCUGCGGCAAGAGCGAUGCCAGAAGUGUGAGGAGAAAGGUCACACGUUGUUGGAACUCGACGAGAGAGGAGUAUACAAAUGUCCUGCGCGCCGACAAGAAGUCCUGCAACAGCAGACAGAAGUCGACACCCUCCGCGCACAAGGCAACGCUGAAUAUGCAGCGCUCGAUCAACCCUCCGGUCCCGAAGAUGCCGCUCCAUACCUCGAAUACUUUCUCAACCUGAAAGCCAACCCGAACUCAAAUCCAUGCCUCGCCCGGCAAGCAAAUCCCUCCAAACAUAGUCCAUACAUGUCUACAGACCCCAGAGACCCGCUCUAUUUACUAGACUGCUUCGGACAACUCCCGACUCCUCCUCCGAGUCCUUUUACCAGAACGGGGUCAGCGAAAAGCAGUUUCUCAGGCAGUAUCUCAGACAUGGGGGAGCGCUAUAGCACACCGUCCCCACUGCUACAAGAACUAUCCGCGUAUACACUGCCGGAUCCACCCGUUUGGCCGAAUACGGAACAUUUGGGUGGUGUACGUAUGCCUGUGCAAGAACAACAUCUGCAGCAAUAUGGACCGGCGCAACAGGUACCAGCACAGCAUAUACCGGCGCAAAAUAUACCAGCGCAGCAUGUACCAACACAGCAUCCACAAGCCCAACCCACACCAACCCUCCACAUACCCAAGAAACGCGGCCCAUAUAAGACAAAGGACAAGUCACUCAAAGCGACUCGUAUCUCGCCAGAGAACAGAGUGGUGGGUAGAGGCGGUAUGGUCAGUUUGGGUCACUCGAAAGAGGUGACGGAUAUGCUCAAGGCGCAGGCAGAGGCGCAGGCACAAGCAUCAUCACAGGCGCAGGUACAAGCUCACGCCCAAGCCCAAGUUCAAACACAACCCCAAGCACCAGCACAGCCCCGGAAUGAGGAAGUACACAAGGAUGUUGAGUUGAAGUCAGAUAGGCCGCUGAUUACAGAUACCACGUCGAUAGAUGAGAACAGGGAUGAGCUAGUAUGUGGAGGUGCGGUACUGCCGCUGUGUCCGUAUACGAAUCAGACGGUGACUGUGACGGCGAAGGCGCAAGAGCAAGAGCAGGGAAGUGUGUCGAUGGUGGGGAAGACGGCAGAUGGCCGUGAGAAGGGGAAGGGGAGGGCGGUGCAGAUGUAG